UCCAUGCGCUGAGGAGAAUCUGACGGCAUGACGACGACUUCCUGAGAGGGAGAGAGAGAGAGAAAGAGAGAGAGAGAGAGAGAGAGAGAGAGAGAGAGACACCCUCCUCUCAGUUUCCACGGUGACGGCAUCCCUCCAUCCUCCUCCUCCUUCUCCAUCAUCUCUCUGUCCGGCUGCUGUCGGCUCGUUGGCGUCGACAGGAUGGGAGAUAAAGGAACUAGAGUGUUUAAGAAAGCCAGUCCCAAUGGGAAGCUCACUGUCUAUCUGGGGAAGAGAGACUUUGUGGACCACGUGGACCUGGUGGAGCCUGUCGAUGGCGUCGUCCUGAUUGACCCAGAGUACCUGAAGGAGAGGAAAGUGUUUGUCACUCUGACCUGUGCGUUCCGUUAUGGUCGCGAGGAUUUGGACGUCCUCGGGUUGACGUUUCGGAAGGACCUGUUUGUGGCUAAUGUCCAGGCGUUUCCUCCACUGCCUGAGGAGAAGAAGAGUCUGACUCGUCUUCAGGAACGCCUGAUUAAAAAGCUUGGAGAACAUGCCUACCCAUUCAUCUUCGAGAUUCCUCUGAACCUGCCAUGCUCUGUCACCCUGCAGCCUGGACCAGAGGACACUGGGAAGGCCUGCGGAGUUGACUUCGAGGUGAAAGCUUUCUGUGCAGAAAAUGUUGAAGAAAAGAUCCACAAAAGGAAUUCGGUGCGUCUGGUGAUCAGGAAGGUGCAGUACGCCCCAGAGAAACCUGGUCCUCAGCCGACAGCAGAAACCACCAGACAGUUCCUGAUGUCAGACAAACCUCUGCACCUGGAGGCCUCUCUGGACAAGGAGAUCUACUACCAUGGAGAGCCCAUCAGUGUUAAUGUUCAUGUCACCAACAACACCAACAAGACCGUGAAGAAGAUGAAGAUCUCUGUGCGACAGUACGCAGACAUCUGCCUCUUCAACACGGCUCAGUACAAAUGUCCAGUGGCCACUGAGGAGUCAGAUGACAUCGUAGCUCCCAGUUCAACUUUUUGCAAAGUUUUCACCCUCACUCCUUUUCUGGCCAACAACCGAGAGAAACGAGGCCUGGCUCUGGAUGGAAAGCUGAAGCACGAAGACACCAACCUGGCCUCCAGCACACUGUUACGAGAAGGAGCCAAUAAGGAGAUCCUCGGUAUCAUUGUAUCAUACAAAGUCAAAGUGAAGCUGGUCGUGUCGCGAGGCGGGCUCCUGGGAGAUCUGGCGGCGAGUGACGUCUCUGUUGAGCUGCCCUUCACAUUAAUGCACCCAAAGCCGUUAGAAGAAUCCAUCUACAGAGACGCCCCAGAUGAAGCUCCAAUCGACACAAACCUAAUCGAGUUUGACACAAAUGAUGAUGACAUCAUCUUUGAAGACUUUGCCCGCCAGCGGCUGAUCGGGGCGAAAGACGACAAGGAUGAGGAUGAAGAGCCAGUGGACUCGCCGAAACUCAAUGACAGAUAAAGGCGAUGAGCGUCACCGCCGCCACUGCUGUUAUUGUUUCGCUGCCAUUUGUAGUGUGGAGCUAAUGGAGGUCACCUUUAGGUCUAACCACAGUCUGGACACCCUUUAAACACUCGGUGGUGCCGUGUUUGUGUUCUCGUUCAUGUCCGUCCUCUCUCUGCGUCCUGCUGGAGUGUAAAAAGCUAGAUUACCACAGCCUAGACAUCUGUCGUGGUGGAGCAGCUCUCCACUCCCAUGCUGGCCGGCUGAAGCGUUGAACCGGCGCUCACAGAAUCUAAACGAUGACUGGUAGCAUGCUUUACUUUAUUCUACGUGUUUCCAUUAGGGACCGAACAGGAGUAACAUUGUGCUGAGAUUAGUUUCGAUGUGUCGUAUCAGAGGGUCUUUAUAAACAACAACACUGCCAACUUGGGUUGAUCUGGGACAGCUCUCCACCACCUGGAACCACAACAUGGACUGGAGCUGACAGAGGUUUUUGUUCAUGAACCUUCCACAGUCAAUAUGUGUGUGUGGACGAAGCUGCAGAACACAAAGAAACACCAGAGGAGAAGAGACCUGCAGGACGUCCUGACCAGCCGAGAGGACCUCAAACUGUCAGAGUCGCCAAUCAGCUGAAAGGAACCUUUGGCCUAGUUUGCAUGAAAUACAUCAGUACUUUAUAUGAUUUAUUAAUGUCAUGAAUAAUCAACCCAUUAUAGAGGAUGAUCCGGAUUUUAAAGGAACAUACAAGUGUUUGUUGUUUGAUGUUUUCAUGUUGAUCAUUUUCCAAAUCAUCACCAGUAUUUGGAACAACGUCAUUCCACGCACACAGCUACAGCAGCUUCCACUUCAGUCCGAUGAAAAUCAGCUGGCAGAGAGAUGACGGUCGCUGUCUGAACCUUAGUUCUUUAUACUGACUGAAAUGUGUGUGGCACAGAUUCAUCAUGUUGACUUUUCCUUUUAUCAGACAGUUCCUGAUAUAAAGUUUUAUAUUGUAUUUUAUCAAGCAUCAACCUCCUGGGCUGAAAAAUGAAGCCAACACUGAAGACCUAAAUGCUG
Messenger RNA from Seriola dumerili (greater amberjack), 2493 nucleotides. RefSeq names its product beta-arrestin-1 (gene arrb1). The record is from RefSeq and is a predicted model, not a curated record. Gene Ontology annotation, biological process: visual perception; G protein-coupled receptor internalization; signal transduction. Lineage: Eukaryota; Metazoa; Chordata; Actinopteri; Carangiformes; Carangidae. Gene Ontology annotation, molecular function: G protein-coupled receptor binding. Bases 202 to 1455 code for a protein of 417 amino acids. The transcript has 16 exons.